CGUAGUGCAGCGGCGCAUGAAACGCCCCAAUAUACCUAAUUCUCACAAUUUGGAGCACCGCGGUCCAGUGUACGCCCGCGCCCGCCCAUCGUUAUGGCUCAAAGUGCGUUAUUUAUUUAUUUUUAUCAACAACCUGAUCUUCCGCGCGUCUCACCUUAGUAUCAAUAUAGACAGCGGUUAGAAGACACGACCACUUUACCACGAUUGACAAACCGGUCAAUGCGUUUAACAUUUCGCGAGCCCUUGUACCACAUGGAUUUCGGUUGCUACGACAAGGACUCGGGGGAAGUGGAGUGCUACCUCGAAAUACGUAAAUACAUUUUCACUAAACGCUAUCAACGGUGAUUUAUAGCUUUCUUAUUGUUGUGGAACAUCGCAUUGUAAUUGAUAUUUUUAGUUGGAAUCAGUGUAGUUUUUGGGUCGUGUAAACAGCUGGACUCUUCUGACAGUAAGUUACACCGUAUGUCAGCGCAGUCCGUGAUUGUUAGUCGAGUAAAACGCUAUUAUUGCGAAUUUAUUGCUCCUCCCUCCGAUAUAACAAUAACAUAAUAACACAGUAAGGUACGGUGAGCUCUCAAAAUGCGCACGGAGCUAAGAACGAUAAGCACUAGGCGUGACAACGUGCCCAGUCAUUGCGAUACGGGUACUUCUUGCGCUAUCACGAUACAAAUGCCGAAUCCAGAGGCAGUGGGAUGUAUAGAACGGUUCGCAACGUUUUUAUCGUUCCUGCUCGUGAUCAUCACCUUCCCGUUUUCACUGUUCGAGUGUUUCAAGGUGGUACAAGAAUUCGAAAGAGCAGUAAUAUUUCGGCUAGGUCGGCUAAGAAAGGGAGGUGCAAGAGGGCCUGGUUUGUUCUUCGUACUACCAUGUAUUGACACUUAUAGGAAAGUAGACCUGCGUACUGUGUCUUUUGAUGUCCCUCCCCAAGAGGUCCUGACGCGAGAUUCAGUAACAGUAGCUGUGGAUGCCGUCGUCUACUACCGCAUCAAGGAACCUCUGAAUGCAGUCGUUCGAGUUGCUGACUACAGUGCAUCAACGCGUCUGCUAGCUGCAACCACACUUCGCAAUGUACUUGGCAUGCGGGACUUGGCGCAGCUGCUAUCCGACAGAGAAGCUAUAAGUCACAUGAUGCAAGCCAGCCUUGAUGAAGCCACUGAUCCUUGGGGAGUUGAAGUGGAGAGGGUCGAAAUAAAAGACGUGCGAUUGCCUGUGCAACUACAAAGAGCAAUGGCUGCCGAAGCUGAGGCAGAUCGUGAAGCAAGAGCCAAGAUUAUAGCAGCAGAAGGAGAAAUCAAAGCGUCGAAAGCUUUAAAAGAAGCCUCUCUUGUUAUGAUUGAUAACCCCAUGGCGUUACAGUUGCGGUACCUCCAGUCCCUCAGUUCGAUAUCAGCUGAAAAGAAUUCGACUAUCAUAUUUCCCUUUCCGAUGGAUUUCCUAAAGACAUUCCUGGGAGGCCCUGGACCAAGUUCACAACAACAAAUCAACUUGUAGGCAAUACAUUGGUUGCAGUAAUUUAAAGUACCUAAUUCUAGUCAAAUUGUAAUUAAAUAAUUAAGUGCAUA
Spodoptera frugiperda (fall armyworm) is the source of this 1562-nucleotide messenger RNA. Its product is annotated as band 7 protein AGAP004871-like. Bases 580 to 1491 code for a protein of 303 amino acids. Gene Ontology annotation, cellular component: plasma membrane. NCBI's taxonomy places the organism in Eukaryota, Metazoa, Arthropoda, Insecta, Lepidoptera, Noctuidae. The transcript is spliced from 8 exons. The record is from RefSeq and is a predicted model, not a curated record.